AUGGACAUCAGACGGACCUUGGAAGCCACAAACUUCUAUUCCAAUUUAGCCGCUGCGCUUUCAGCCUUUUCUCAAGACAAACUCGACAAUCCGACGUUGAAUUUACAAAUCGUUAUCCAAGAGGGGAAUAGUGCUGAUGGUGACAGAUCGGAUACUUUCGAAGCCAAUGAACAACCUAUUAUGCAAUCAGGACACCUUCUCCUCUCACAUAAAAUCCCUCUCCGCAUUGACACUGCCACGUGCAGCAUCGAACCUGCUGGUCCUAGCUUUGCCUCGAGAGAAGCAUCUCCGGAGCACCGUAUACCAACCAAUCGGAGGCAGAUUGAAGUUCAAAGACGUACCCAGAGUUAUCAGACACAUAAGAGACAAGGCGGUUUGAGGUUGGCUGCGGUGAACGGGAAUGUUCCGGUGGAAGGUGGCGUUGAGAACGAAAGCCCGAGACAGAUGCAGGUCGGCCAAGAAAACUUUCCAAAAAGAGUCAAGGUUAAGCACGAUGGCGUGUUUCAUCCACGAGAGUCUUCUCUGGGGAAAUUCGUCGUGGGCGUUUGGGAGCAGAUGCACUCCGGGCUGAUUCUCGAACCGCAUGUUCUUACGGAACAAGUUCAACUUACUUCUCGUUCGUUGGGGAAUGGUCCUUCUGUGGACAUCGUGCCGACAGCUUCGAGCAUGCGACCGGAUCAAACUUGGGAGUCGUUCAACCAAAGCAAUAUCUUCUGCCGAAGAGUCACCCAAGCCAGCCGCACAUGUCGCUCUAUCGAAGUCAUUGUUCAAGCGCGAUGGGUUGAGCUGUUUGACUCUUACGUCAAGUACCUUGCCAGCACGAAUCCAAACCUUUCAGCGACAAAAAGCCGUAUGAGAGCUAUAGCCGAGGCAUGCACCGACUUUGGUUGGACGGAGAAGGAACUUCGAAACAAGAUGGCUAUUUGGCGAGGAUAUAAAGAGAUCAAGGAUGUACUUGGCUGGGUGGCUCUGGUCUUUUCUGGGAUGGGACUCUAUCGGCUGUGUAAGUAUCGCGUCGACUUUGACAAAGAGAAGUUUUCCCGGGCGCGGGCUUUGAGAAUACGGAUGGAAGUCGCUGCUGAUACCCUGCAUAAGAACUGGAGGCAGCUGUUGGCUAUUGUAGGCGAGUCAACGCAAACACGUUUCGUCGGACAUCCUCACGACUGGGUAGUCCAUCAAGAUGGCUCAGAACCGGUCUCUCUUCGAUCAACGUACCUGGAAUAUGAUCCAAACUUUGCAUUCGAACAUCUUGAUGAGUCAGUCAUCGAUACUGUGUCGUGGGGGGCAGAUGACCCUCGCUGGACUCCGUCAAGCGCUGUGUGUGUUUCUGGUUUCAACAUAUGCGGCUUGUGCAGCGAAGUACAAUCCAAUGAAGGCUCAACCAACGCCUGCAAAUGUUUUCCCAAUUGCUUUGGCACGUCGAGGUUACCAAUUGCAGUGCAAGUCUUUCGCACAUCCAACGGUCGCAACAAUGGCCUUCAAGCCUUGGUAGCGUUUGAAAGAGGCACUGCAAUUGGGGAGUUUGUUGGCUUGAUCACGAAAGAUAUCGAAGAACAAGAUGUUCUCGAUAGUAAAGUCGGCGGAAGAAGAUAUCAGAUCUGGCAGGGAAGGCAGGGUAACUUUACCCGGUUUGCAAACCAUAGUUGCAAACCGAAUGCGCAGUUUGAGAAGUUUGUCUGGCUCGGUACUCAGCAUGUCCUGCUCGUGAGCAAAGGCAUCGAAGCAGGGAUGGAGAUUACAGUGGAUUAUACAGAGAGUUAUUGGCGGGGCUUAGACAAGAAGUGCCUUUGCGGUGAACCUUGUUGCAGGUAUAACAAGUCCGAUAAUGGGAGGCUUGGUUGA
This is a messenger RNA of Fusarium venenatum, 1842 nucleotides long. RefSeq names its product thiamine diphosphate-binding protein. The record is from RefSeq and is a predicted model, not a curated record. Gene Ontology annotation, cellular component: nucleus; cytosol. Lineage: Eukaryota; Fungi; Ascomycota; Sordariomycetes; Hypocreales; Nectriaceae. Gene Ontology annotation, molecular function: magnesium ion binding; thiamine pyrophosphate binding; protein binding.